This is a messenger RNA of Mycena indigotica, 1428 nucleotides long. Its product is annotated as PHOMO B domain-containing protein. Bases 1 to 1428 code for a protein of 475 amino acids. Gene Ontology annotation, cellular component: Golgi membrane; trans-Golgi network. The record is from RefSeq and is a predicted model, not a curated record. Gene Ontology annotation, biological process: protein processing. Gene Ontology annotation, molecular function: serine-type endopeptidase activity. NCBI's taxonomy places the organism in Eukaryota, Fungi, Basidiomycota, Agaricomycetes, Agaricales, Mycenaceae. The transcript is spliced from 4 exons.
AUGCGGACACCGUUCGCUUUCAGUGCUAUUUGCGCUGUCUUUUCUCUCGUUUCAGCCUCGUCGAGGCACAACUACAACACACACAACUAUUAUGUGGUUGAACACGAUCCUGAAUAUGCUUCUCUCACCGAAGUAGCGAGCUCCCUUGGCGUUGAGGUCGUCGAAAGGGUCGGGGAACUUGCAGACCAUUGGCUGGUACGGACACGGAAGGGUUUGGAGGGGAGAGAAGAAGGAGAUGGAGUGCUUAAGCGACACGAAACUUUGCGAGCCCGUUCAGCGGAGACCGGAAUCAAAUAUCUAUCCCGCCAGUCACUCCGCCAGCGCACCAAACGGGCCCCAAUACUCGAAAGACGACAGUCUGAUGAUUCAGACGGCGCCCGGGCAGUCGCAGAGCGAUUUGGUAUCCAUGACCCUCUUUUCCCAGACCAAUGGCAUAUCAUCAACGACGAGGAGCCCAUCCAUUCCAUGAAUGUCGUUCCUGUCUGGGAAAUGGGCUUUACUGGGAAGGGUAUCAUCUCGUCGUUCAUUGACGACGGCCUGGACUACACCUCGGUCGAUCUCAAAGCCAACUUUGUGGCUGAGUUCAGCCAUGACUACAACGACCACGAAGAUUUGCCCACACCAAAACUUGGAGACGACACCCAUGGAACCCGUUGUGCUGGCCAAGUGGGAGCGGGCAAAAACACAGCAUGUGGUAUUGGAAUCGCAUACGACUCCAAGGUCGCAGGAGUGCGCAUUUUGUCAGGCCCCAUUUCAGACGCCGAUGAAGCGGCUGCGCUCAACUUCGGCUACCACAAUGUUUCUUUGUAUUCCUGCAGCUGGGGUCCUCCAGACAAUGGAAUGGUGAUGGACGGUCCUGGGUACCUCAUCAACAAGGCCGUGCUUAAUGGUAUCAACAAGGGCCGCGGAGGAAAAGGCUCCGUAUUUGUGUUUGCUGCUGGGAACGGUGCUGCAAGUGGCGACCAAUGCAACUUCGAUGGCUACACUAACUCAAUUUACUCGGUGACCGUGGCUGCUGUGGACCACAAGGGCGAACGACCAUACUACUCUGAAGCAUGCACAGCAAAUCUUAUUGCAGCUUAUAGCUCCGGAAAUGGCAAACGGAUUGUAACUACUGACAAAGGUACAAAUAAAUGUACUGACACACAUGGGGGCACAUCGGCUGCCGCUCCUAACGCAGUCGGCGUUUUUGCGCUUGCGCUGGAAGCUCGACCAGAUUUGACAUGGCGCGACAUCCAGCAUCUUUGUGUUGAAAACGCACGCCAAAUAGGUGACGGUGAAGAAUGGCAGCUCACCGCUGCUGGGCGGAACUACAGUUCAAAUUUUGGAUAUGGCGCGUUGGAUGCCACAGCAUUUGUGCAAGCGGCGCAAAAAUGGAAACUCGUCAAACCGCAAACACGGAUGCACACAAAAAACGAUCCAAAUUGA